GCGUGUUGGGGGGCCGGAGCGAUAGUGCAGCGGGGAGGGCGUUUGCCUUGCACACGGCCGACUCGGGUUCAAUCCCCGGCAUCCCAUAGGGUCCCCCAAGCACUGCCAGGAGUGAUUCCUGAGCAUAGCUGGGUGUGACCCAGAAAGAAGAAAAGGGAAGAAAAGGCGUGCUGGGCUCUCCCGGGGCGUGAUUAUCUGGGAGGGGAGUGCAGAGAGACCGUGCGAAGGCCUGGAGCACAGGCUUGCAGGGAGGAGACCCAGGUUCCCUCCCCGCCUCCACGUGCUCCCCUGAGCACCACUGGUGAUCCCCCUCCCCGCCACUUCUGAAAAGCAACACUGCAGCCAGGAGGUGGCGCUCUCCACUCCGUGCCUCCGUUGCUGCUGCAGGAAAUGCCCCCCCUCUCCCCUGGCCCCGCGGGGGGGGGGGUGGGGCCCGGGUGGUCACAGUGGCCUCUGUGACAUCACCACCGCCCGGCCUGGACAGCCCCUCCCGGCCAGGGCAAGGGCCACUCGGGAUGUUCCGCGGGACGCCCGGGCCCAGCGCAGCAUGUGGACGCUCACGCGGCUCCUGGGCCUGUCCCUGUGCCUGGCCGGCGGCUGCGCCUUCAUGUUCUCCCCGCUGAGGGAGAGCAAGGAGCCGCAGGGGAAGGCGCCGUGCGGGGGCCACUUCCGCACCCGCCAGAGCCUGCCCGACCACGCCCAGAGCUGGCUGGUGAACAAGUGGCUGUGGGUCUUGUUCGUGAUCUCACUGUACGUGCUGCUCAAGAUUCGAGGGGACGGCGAAAAGUGUUCGGAGCCGGUCUCUCCCUCCGUCCAAGCCUGCUCGCUCCGCUGCCCGAGCAGGAAGCCGGCGCCGCUGACCCCGCCCAGGGACUACGCCUUCAACACGCUCACCCAGCUCGAGAUGGACCUGGUCAAGUUCAUGUCCAAGGUGCGGAACCUCAAGCUCGUCAUGGCGACGGGCAGGGGCCUCAAGCACCACUGCCCCGAGGGGCCCACGGACCCCAACAACAGCAUCACCAUCUACGAGGUGUGGGGUGAGGAGGAGGAGUGA
This is a messenger RNA of Sorex araneus (European shrew), 1054 nucleotides long. RefSeq names its product protein FAM209. The coding region runs from base 548 to 1054 and encodes 168 amino acids. The record is from RefSeq and is a predicted model, not a curated record. NCBI's taxonomy places the organism in Eukaryota, Metazoa, Chordata, Mammalia, Eulipotyphla, Soricidae. The transcript is spliced from 2 exons.